AAAUCGAUGUUGAGCUGUGAAACGUAGGAGGCGAAGCGGUGGCGCCAAAACAAUUGAAAAAGGGUGGAGAAGAAAGAUGGAGGUGGAAGCGAUGGGUCACAUCCUCUAGUCUUGUAUUUGUUGGAGACUUUGGAGUCACAAAGUUUUGUUUUCACGACCAUGGGUUCCAGAAAAACGCAGCGUUCCAAGGGUUGCAGGAAAGCCCUAGCUCCCUCACACUCUCCUCCUCCUCCUCCCACUCUCGAAGCCCUAAUCAUUCAAAUUGAUGCUCCACAGGUUCUAAAGCUUCCACGCUUGAAAAGCUUGUAUUACCUUCUCACUCAUUUAUCUGUAAACAUACCAAUAUGUUGUUCUAGUGAUGAUGCUGCUUCAAAUUACUGGAGCAUGAAUGGGUUUAAAAUCACCUUUACAACUAUACAUAAUCUCUGCAGUACUAUGUUCAAUGAACUAUGUAAAAGGUUUAAAGAUUUGAGUGAUGUUUUUGCACGCCGGGAUCUUGGAGAAUCUAGUUUGCAUUCAGAUAUGUGGGGCACUGCCAAAGAAUUGACUCUGCUUUUAAGAUGUUGUAUAGUCAGCUUGAACUUGCUUGGAUCUGACCAAAGCCUUCUCUUUCAAAAAUGUCGAGUUCUUCUUACGAUACUUAGCAGAUUUUGUUCUCAAGGCUUAAGUGAAGGGAACGAGAAAAAUGCCUUAAGCUUCAAGAAAUCAGUUUCUUGUGGACACACAUGUAGUGAGGGUGGUUAUGCCACCUCCAUUUGUGAAGACUUUGUUGCUUCCUUCCAUUUCAUAGAACCGUCUGAUCCAUUUCUUCCAGUUUCAUGUUCACUGCUUGAGGUAUUUGCUGAUGAGCUUUUGGUGCAUAAACCAUUGAGGGAGUACUUUAUGCUAAUUGAUUCAGUUUCCUCUGCAAGUGAAAUGUUAUUUAUGUGUCACUCUAGUCCUGGUCAUAUUGGAAGUGUGCUGGAGGUGCUCUCUUCUCAUUUUCUCCUAUCAGUUUGUGAUGAGCAAGCCUGUGAAAUUUUCCUCAAUAGAUUAUUUUGGCUGCAUCAGAAGGAUUUCAGAGUUCCUGAACUGAGCCUGACUGCAGCCAUAUCAUUGCUUCAGAACCCCAUCAUGCUUUCUGCACCAAAAAUUUUCCAGGCACAUAUAGUUUCGUUGGUUUCUGAAGCCACUAUUAUUGACUUGGAUCCUGAGAAUACGAGACCAAAUGUUGGACUUAUGAAUUGCUACCUAUCAUUGUUUGAAACAUCUGUAAUCUUUUACAACAGACACAUAUCUAGUUUGCAAAUAGAUGGCCAUCCUAUAGGUUUUAAAGAUUCUUUUAUCAAAUCGUCAACCUCUGAUGGAGGCUUUCAGCUAUCUUUCGAAUCUUAUAUACCGUCAGUCAUGAGAAAUAAAAUGAAUGGUCUAAUUACACAGUUAGAGAAUUCAUGGAAUUCGUAUUUGAGCAAUAGGUUUUCAAGAACAAAACUUGAUUUGGUCACUUCUGCUGUCACAUUUGUAAAGGAGAACCAAUAUAUUCUGGAUAAAUCAUGCAGAGAUGACAUUGUGUUAAUCUUAAGUCACAUGAUACCUGAAGCUCUUUCUGGUGAUGAUAGUGAUACUGAAUUACAUAAGGAGGGAGAUGCAAGUUUGCAAGAUACUUAUCUUCUUGCUUCCAUUUUGAAGUUAAUAAGUAGCUCAAUGUUGCAAGCUAUUUGGUGUAUCAGCCAUAGUGGGAAUCCUGGUUGUCUGAAAACCUUCAAAGACUUAUCUUCAUGUAAGGAAUAUGAAUAUAUAUUGGGCAUCAUUGCCAAUUUUGGACGGUAUAAUAUCCAUCUUCCAAUCUCGAAGUUCUUAAGCCAUGUGAUGGACCACUCAACAAGACAUAAGGAUUCCAAGAUGAUGCUCUUGCAUUUUUCAGGCAUGCUAUCAAUAAGUUUAGCUAUUGGAGUUGAUUUCGUGGUUAAAGGUUGCACACUGGCAAUGAUGAUAAUUCUGAAUCUAUUUAUUUUUGAAGAAGGCAAUUUAGAUGCAUUGAGACCAUUACUUGUUUCCAAGGUGGAAUCCUUUUCAUCUGGAAUAUCAUCUGGUAACAUCCAACGGGUCCUGGUGGAACAGAAUUCUAGCCAAAUGGUUGCAUCAAAAUUUCAGAAGGUUCAAACAUUGUACUUGAGUACGGAUUUGCUUCCAAGCAGUUGUUCAGGAAACAAAGAUGGUCAAGAAGAAAUGUCAGGAAGUGCAAAUGCAUCAAUCUUGAAUAAUAUGGAUUGUGUCGUCGGCAUAGAAGAGAAAACAGAGGAGACCUGCAAUGGCAAGAUUUUUCUCAAUUGCUUACUUGAAGGCUCCAAAGAGCCAUCCGAUUUGGAUGAUUUAGCUGAUUUCAUAGAGUGCAAGGAGGGUAAGGAUUAUUCUAACUGGCUGAGAGAUCGGAAAAGAUACAGAAAAUGGAAAUGUGGGAAAAUGGCAGUUCUAAGGUGGGAGAAAAAGAAGAGCAUUUGGAAAUUUGUGAAAGGAAGGAAAAGUUAGAAUUUCUCCUUAUUUGGUAUGGUUAUUGUAUGGCUGCCUGGUUCUUCAUUUGAAAGUUUAAUGUUCUGGUACGUAGGUGUUACCUGUAGUAAAAGGACAAUGGUCUGAUUGUUGUAAUGUAAUUGUACAUAUCAACUAAUAAUUCCAUAUCUAU
Molecule: messenger RNA, 2662 nt
Organism: Vitis riparia (riverbank grape)
Lineage: Eukaryota; Viridiplantae; Streptophyta; Magnoliopsida; Vitales; Vitaceae
Exons: 5
Coding region: 160-2508 (782 amino acids)
Source: RefSeq, a predicted model, not a curated record